This is a messenger RNA of Aureobasidium subglaciale EXF-2481, 1362 nucleotides long. RefSeq lists its product as uncharacterized. The coding region runs from base 1 to 1362 and encodes 453 amino acids. Gene Ontology annotation, cellular component: peroxisome. Gene Ontology annotation, molecular function: phosphomevalonate kinase activity; ATP binding. Gene Ontology annotation, biological process: ergosterol biosynthetic process; isopentenyl diphosphate biosynthetic process, mevalonate pathway. The transcript is spliced from 2 exons. The record is from RefSeq and is a predicted model, not a curated record. NCBI's taxonomy places the organism in Eukaryota, Fungi, Ascomycota, Dothideomycetes, Dothideales, Saccotheciaceae.
AUGAGUCAAAGUGCUGUCGCUGUGUCCGCGCCUGGCAAGGUCUUGCUAGCCGGUGGUUAUCUCGUUCUCGACAGAAAGUACAAUGGUCUCGUGUUUGGCCUGGAUGCUCGUAUUCACGUCUCUGUAAAGCCUUUCGCAUCGAGUUCAGGAGUUACUUUUUCUGAGAUCACAGUCAAAUCGCCUCAAUUCCAGGACGCCGUCUGGGAAUACGGUUACCGCCUGGCUGAGAAAGACGGGGGUGUCAAAGUGACCCAAUUGAGAGUAGACGCCGACUUCAAGCUGAACCGCAAUCCAUUUGUUGAAACAGCCUUGGCAUAUGCCCUGAGCUACAUCACCAGUGUUGGGUCGUCCAACAUUUCACCCUCAUCCAUCACCAUUUUGGCAGACAAUGACUACUACUCCACUUCCUCAGCAUCAUUGACUGGCGCAAGAUUCCACGACUUUGGUGUACCCCUGGCAAAAGCCAACAAGACUGGUCUAGGAUCCUCGGCUGCACUGGUGACUUCUUUUACUGCUGCUGUGCUUAGCUACUACUUGCCCAAGGAGACCUUCGACUUGACAACCGAAGCUGGCAAGCGCAAACUUCACAACUUGGCACAAGCAGCCCAUUGUGCUGCACAAGGCAAGGUCGGCUCUGGAUUUGAUGUGGCUUCUGCAGUCUACGGCAGCUGUUUGUACCGAAGAUUUUCACCGUCAAUUCUCUCAGCACACGGCGAACCGGGGACACCAGAGUUUGGCAAGCAGUUGGUAGGCAUUGUUGAUGAGAGCGGUGCAAACGGCAAAUGGGACACGGAGAUUGUCAAGGAUCAAGUCAAGGUACCAAAGGGUAUCAGACUGGUCAUGUGCGACGUCAGCUGUGGCAGUCAAACGCCCGGUAUGGUCAAGCAAGUGCUGGCGUGGAGAAAGGAGACUGGAGCAGAGGCAGAAAAUGUCUGGGAGGGACUGCAAAAUGUCAAUGAGGGCCUUUCACGAGAAUUGGUCCAAUUGGCAGAAAGCGGAUCGAAGGACUACUCGGAGCUCAAGCAACGCAUUCUCGCAAUCAGACGAGGGAUUCGAGAAAUGAGCGAGCAGAGCGGCGUGCCGAUCGAGCCGCCUGCCCAGACGGAGCUUUUGGACGCCUGCAGCAGGGUUGAGGGCGUUGUUGGCGGAGUGGUGCCUGGAGCAGGAGGAUACGAUGCCGUCGCACUGCUAAUCGAAGACAGAGAAGAGGUGGUUCAAACAUUACGGGAGCUGUUGUCUACAUGGAAGAUUGAGGGCGAGGUUGAUGGCAGUAUGGGCAAGGUCAGCAUGCUCAGAGUCAAGCAGGAGAUGGAGGGCGUGAGAGUGGAGCAAAGCAGCGACUAUGCGGAGUGGUCGGAGUAG